Messenger RNA from Chinchilla lanigera (long-tailed chinchilla), 10319 nucleotides. RefSeq names its product dachsous cadherin-related 1 (gene Dchs1). Gene Ontology annotation, biological process: cell morphogenesis; cell-cell junction assembly; calcium-dependent cell-cell adhesion. The record is from RefSeq and is a predicted model, not a curated record. Gene Ontology annotation, molecular function: calcium ion binding; cadherin binding. Gene Ontology annotation, cellular component: adherens junction; catenin complex; plasma membrane. Lineage: Eukaryota; Metazoa; Chordata; Mammalia; Rodentia; Chinchillidae.
GGGGGCAGGGAAAAGAGGACGCGAGGAGAAUGGACGGAAGGUGCGAGGAGCGAGCAGCGAGGAGGUGGUCAGGGAGCCUGAAUUGCUGUGAGGGCCCAAACUGGACCCAAUCCAAAUCCUAAUAUCUAACUGGGCCCAGAGUCUGGCUUGGAGCCGGAGACCCAGCCCCAGCUGGACUGCCCCUGUCAUGCAGAAGGAACUGGGCUCUGCACCCUCUUGCCCUGGCAUGAAGAGCCCUAGGCCCUUCCUCCUGCUACCACUGCUGCCACCGCUGCUGCUGCUGGGGGUUGGGGUGCCAGGUGCCUGGGGUCAGGCUGGCAGCCUAGACCUGCAGAUUGAUGAGGAGCAACCGGCAGGCACACUCAUUGGAGACAUCAGUGCAGGGCUUCCAGAAGGCACAGCAACUCCGCCCAUGUACUUCAUCUCAGCCCAGGAAGGCAGCGGUGUGGGCACAGACCUGGCUAUCGAUGAACACAGCGGGGUCGUCCGUACAGCUCGUGUUUUGGACCGUGAGCGGCGGGACCGCUACCGAUUCACCGCAGUCACUCCUGAUGGUGCCACUGUGGAAGUUACAGUACGAGUGGCUGACAUCAAUGACCACGCGCCAGCCUUCCCUCAAGCACGAGCUGCCCUGCAGAUACCUGAACAUACAGCUCUUGGCACCCGCUACCCACUGGAUCCUGCUCGUGAUGCAGAUGCUGGCCACCUAGGAACCCAGGGCUAUGCACUCUCUGGUGAUGGAGCUGGAGAGACCUUCCGACUGGAGACACGCCCCGGCCCACAUGGCGCUCCAGUACCUGAGCUGAUAAUCGCUGGGGAGCUGGACCGAGAGAACCGCUCACACUACAUGUUGCAGCUAGAGGCCUACGAUGGUGGUUUGCCUCCCCGGAGGGCCCAGGCCCUGCUAGAUGUGACACUACUGGACAUCAAUGACCAUGCUCCAGCUUUCAAUCAAAGUCGCUACCAUGCUGUGGUAUCUGAGAGCCUGGCCCCUGGCAGUCCUGUCCUGCAGGUGUUUGCUGCUGAUGCUGAUGCUGGUGCCAAUGGGGCUGUAACUUAUGAGAUCAAUCGAAGGCAGAGCGAGGGGGAUGGGCCUUUCUCCAUUGACGCACACACAGGGCUACUGCGGCUGGAACGGCCCUUGGAUUUUGAACAACGACGGGUCCAUGAACUGGUAGUACAGGCACGGGAUGGUGGGGCUCACCCCGAGCUGGGCUCGGCCUUUGUGACUGUACAUGUGCGAGAUGCCAAUGACAAUCAGCCCUCCAUGACUGUCAUCUUCCUGAGUGCAGAUGGCACCCCCCGAGUGUCUGAGGCUGCCCCACCUGGACAGCUUGUGGCUCGCAUCUCUGUGUCAGACCCAGAUGAUGGUGACUUUGCUCAUGUCAAUGUGUCUCUGGAGGGUGGAGAGGGCCAUUUUGCCCUAAGCACCCAAGACAGCGUCAUUUACCUGGUGUGUGUAGCUCGGCAGCUGGACCGGGAGGAGAGGGAUGCCUAUAACUUGCGGGUUACAGCUACAGACUCGGGCUCACCCCCACUGCGGGCUGAAGCUGCCUUCGUGCUGCACAUCACUGAUGUCAAUGACAAUGCACCUACCUUUGACCGCCAGCUCUACCGGCCUGAGCCACUGCCUGAGGUUGCGUUGCCUGGCAGCUUUGUGGUGCGAGUGACAGCCCGGGAUCCCGACCAAGGCACCAAUGGUCAGGUCACCUAUAGCCUGGCCCCUGGCACUCACACUCGCUGGUUUUCCAUUGACCCCACCUCAGGCGUCAUCACCACUGCCACCUCACUGGACUAUGAGUUGGAACCUCAGCCACAGGUGAUUGUGGUUGCCACAGAUGGGGGCCUGCCCCCUCUAGCCUCCUCCGCCACAGUUAGCGUGGCUUUACAGGAUGUGAAUGAUAAUGAGCCCCAGUUCCAAAGGACCUUCUACAAUGCCUCACUGCCUGAAGGUACUCAGCCUGGAACCUGUUUCCUGCAGGUGACAGCCACAGAUGCAGAUAGUGGCCCAUUUGGCCUCCUGUCCUAUUCCUUGGGUGCUGGACUUGGGGCCUCUGGGCCUCCACCGUUCCGCAUUGAUGCCCACAGUGGUGAUGUGUGCACAACCCGAAUCCUGGACCGCGACCAGGGACCCUCAAGCUUUGACUUCACAGUGACAGCAGUAGACGGGGGAGGCCUCAAGUCCAUGGUAUAUGUGAAGGUGUUCGUGUCAGAUGAGAAUGACAACCCACCUCAGUUUUAUCCACGGGAGUAUGCUGCCAGUCUGAGUGCCCAGAGUACACCAGGCACAGCUGUGCUGAGGGUGCGUGCCCAUGACCCUGACCAAGGACCCCAUGGGCGACUCUCCUACCACAUCCUGGCUGGCAAUAGCCCCCCACUUUUUGCCUUGGAUGAGCACUCGGGGCUAUUGACAGUAGCCUGGCCCUUGGCCAGACGGGCUAAUUCUGUGGUGCAGCUGGAGAUCGGGGCUCAGGACGGAGGUGGGCUGAAGGCAGAACCCACUGCCCGAGUCAACAUCAGCAUCGUGCCUGGAACCCCCACACCACCUAUAUUUGAGCAACUACAGUAUGUUUUUUCUGUGCCAGAGGAUGUAGCACCAGGCACCAGCGUUGGCAUGGUCCAGGCACACAACCCACCAGGUCGCUUGGGGCCUGUGACUCUCACCCUAUCAGGAGGGGAUCCUCGGGGACUCUUCUCCCUUGACUCGGCCUCAGGGCUGUUACAAACACUUCGCCCUCUGGACCGGGAGCUGCUGGGACCUGUGCUGGAACUGGAGGUACGAGCAGGCAGUGGAGCACCCCCAGCGUUUGCGGUGGCCCGCGUGCGUGUGCUGCUGGAUGAUGUGAAUGACAACGCCCCUGCCUUCCCUGCACCUGAAGACACAGUAUUGCUGCCACCAAACACUGCCCCGGGGACGCCAAUUUAUACGCUCCGGGCUCUGGAUCCUGACUCAGGUGUUAACAGUCGAGUCACCUUUACCCUGCUUACUGGAGGUGAUGGGGCCUUCACUGUGGACCCUUCCACAGGCCAUGUACGACUUAUGCGACCUCUGGGACCCCUAGGGGGCGCAGCCCAUGAGCUGGAGCUGGAGGCCCGGGAUGGAGGCUCGCCACCACGUACCAGCCACUUUCGACUUCGGGUGGUAUUACAGGACUUGGGGACCCGUGGGCUGGCUCCCCGAUUUGAUAGUCCUACCUACCGUGUGGACCUGCCCUCAGGCACCACCCCUGGAACUCAGGUCUUGCAACUGCAAGCUCAGGCACCAGAUGGGAGCCCUGUCACCUAUCACCUUGCAGCAGAUGGAGCAAGUAGCCUCUUUGGCCUGGAGCCACAGAGUGGGUGGCUCUGGGUUCGGGUACCGCUGGACCGUGAGUCCCAGGAGUUAUAUACACUGAAGAUAAUGGCAGUUUCUGGGUCCAAAGCUGAGUUGGGGCAACAGACAAGCACAGCCACUGUGAGGGUCAGCAUCCUCAACCAGAAUGACCACAGUCCCCGCUUGUCUGAAGAGCCUACCUUCUUAGCUGUGGCUGAGAACCAGCCCCCAGGGACCAGUGUGGGCCGGGUCUUUGCCACUGACCGAGACUCAGGACCUAAUGGACGUCUGACCUAUAGCCUGCGACAGCUGUCAGAGGAUAGUAAGGCCUUCCGCAUCCACCCCCAGACUGGAGAAGUGACCACACUCCAAACCCUGGACCGAGAGCAGCAGAGCAGCUUCCAGCUCCUGGUGCUGGUGCAGGACGGGGGGAGCCCACCCCGCAGCACCACAGGCACCGUGCACAUUGCGGUGCUCGACCUCAAUGACAACAGCCCCACCUUCCUGCAGGCGUCAGGGGCUGCUGGUGGGGGCCUCCCUAUUCAGGUACCGGACCGUGUCCCUCCAGGAACACUGGUAACAACUCUGCAGGCCAAGGAUCCAGAUGAGGGGGAAAACGGAACCAUCCUGUACACGCUAACAGGUCCUGGCUCAGAGCUCUUCUCUCUGCAUCCUCACUCAGGGGAGCUGCUCACUGCAGCAUCCCUGAUCCGGGCGGAGCGGCCCCACUAUGUGCUAACACUGAGUGCUCACGACCAAGGCAGCCCUCCUCGGAGUGCCAGCCUGCAGCUUCUGGUGCAGGUGCUUCCCUCGACUCGCGCGGCAGAACCUCCGCCGGAUCUCUCAGAGCCCGACCCGGCGGCGCCAGUGCCGGUGGUCCUGACUGUAACUGCAACUGAAGGGCUUCGGCCUGGAUCCUUGUUGGGCUCAGUGGCGCCUCCGGAGCCUGCGUCCUUGGGCGCACUCACCUACACACUGGUUGGUGGCGCUGAUCCUGAGGGCACCUUUGCUCUGGACGCGGCCACGGGGCGCCUGUACCUGGCGCGGCCUUUGGACUUCGAGGCCGGCCCUGCUUGGCGCGCGCUCACGGUGCGCGCCGAGGGCCCCGGAGGCGCGGGGGCGCUCAGCGCGCCGCACGGCCUGGACCGGGAGACGACACCCGCGCUGCUGCUGCUCGUAGAGGCCACUGACCGGCCGGCCAAUGCCAGUCGCCGCCGAGCAGCGCGCGUCUCCGUGCGCGUCUUUGUCACCGAUGAAAACGACAACUCGCCGGUCUUCACCUCCCCGUCACGCGUGCGUCUCCCGGAGGAUCAGCCUCCCGGUCCCGUAGCUCUGCACCUGGUAGCCCGGGAUCCCGACCUGGGCGAGGCCGCACGCGUGUCCUAUCGCCUGGCGACUGGCGGGGACGGCCACUUCCGGCUUCACUCAAGCACUGGGGCACUGUCCGUGGUGCGGCCCCUCGACCGCGAACAGCGAGCUGAGCACGUCCUGACAGUGGUGGCCUCAGACCAUGGCUCCCCUCCGCGGUCGUCCACUCAGCUCCUGACUGUCAGUGUUGUUGACGUCAACGACGAGGCACCCACUUUCCAGCAGCAGGAGUAUAGCGUCCUCUUGCGGGAGAACAGCCCGCCUGGCACAUCUCUGCUGACUCUGAGAGCCACAGAUCCGGACCUGGGGGCCAAUGGGCAAGUGACUUACGGAGGCGUCUCUGGUGAGAAUUUUUCUCUGGACCCAAACACGGGAGUUCUCACUACCCUUCGGGCCCUGGAUCGUGAGGAGCAGGAGGAGAUCAACCUGACAGUAUAUGCCCGGGACAGAGGCUCACCCCCCCUGUUAACUCAUGUCACAGUUCGAGUAGCUGUAGAGGAUGAAAAUGAUCAUGCUCCAACCUUUGGGAAUACCCACCUCUCCCUGGAAGUGCCUGAGGGCCAGGACCCCCAGACCCUUACCACACUUCGGGCCUCUGACCCAGACGUGGGAGCCAAUGGGCAGCUGCAGUACCGCAUCGUAGAUGGAGACCCAUCAGGAGCGUUUGUCCUAAAUCUUGACUCUGGGGAGUUUGGCACCAUGAGGCCACUAGACCGAGAGGUGGAGCCAGCAUUCCAGCUGCGGAUAGAGGCUCGAGAUGGAGGGCAGCCGGCUCUCAGUGCCACUCUGCUUGUGACAGUGACAGUUCUGGAUGCCAAUGACCAUGCCCCAGCCUUUCCUGUGCCGGCCUAUGCAGUUGAAGUGCCGGAGGAUGCACCUGCAGGGACCCUGCUGAUGCAGCUGCAGGCUCACGACCCUGAUGCUGGGGCCAAUGGUCAUGUGACCUACUAUCUGGGUGCAGGUACAGCAGGAGCCUUCCUGCUGGAGCCUGCCUCUGGAGAGCUGCGCACAGCCACCGCACUGGAUAGAGAGCACUGCUCUAGCUAUGCCUUUUCUGUGAGCGCAGUGGAUGGUGCAGCUGCUGGACCCUUGAGCACCACAGUGCCCAUCACCAUCACGGUGCGCGAUGUCAACGACCAUGCACCCACUUUCCCCACCAGUCCUCUGCGCCUGCGCCUGCCCCGCCCAGGCCCCAGCCUCAGCACGCCAACUCUGGCUCUGGCCACACUGCGAGCUGAAGAUCGUGACGCCGGCGCCAACGCCUCCAUUCUGUACCGGCUGGCAGGCACACCGCCUCCUGGCACCACUGUGGACUCUUACACUGGUGAAAUCCGUGUGGCCCGUUCCCCUGUAACUCUAGGCCCCCGGGAUCGUGUCCUCUUCAUUGUGGCUACUGACCUUGGCCGUCCAGCUCGCUCUGCCACCGGUGUGGUCAUUGUUGGUCUUCAGGGGGAGUCUGAGCAUGGACCCCGCUUUCCCCGGGCUAGUAAUGAGGCUGUGCUUCGUGAGAAUGCACCCCCAGGGACUCCUGUCGUCUCCCCCAAAGCUGUCCAUGCUGGGGGCUCAAGUGGACCGAUCACCUACAGCAUUCUCAGUGGGAAUGAGAAAGGCAUAUUCUCCAUUCAGCCGAGUACAGGAGCCAUCACAGUUCGCUCAGCAGAGGGCCUGGACUUUGAGACAAGUCCCCGGCUACGACUGGUGCUGCAGGCAGAGAGCGGAGGAGCCUUUGCCUUCUCCGUGCUGACCCUGACCUUGCAAGAUACCAAUGACAAUGCUCCCCGUUUCCUGCAGCCCCACUAUGUGGCUUUCCUACCAGAGUCUCGGCCAUUGGAGGGACCCCUGCUGCAGGUGGAGGCGGAUGACCUGGAUCAAGGUUCUGGAGGACAGAUAUCCUACAGUCUGGCUGCUUCCCAGCUGGCACGGGGCUUAUUCCAUGUAGACCCAGCCACAGGCACUAUUACUACCACAGCUAUCCUAGAUCGUGAGAUCUGGGCUGAAACACGGCUUGUGCUGAUGGCCACAGACAGAGGAAGCCCAGCCCUGGUGGGCUCAGCUACCCUGACAGUGAUGGUCAUUGAUACCAAUGACAAUCGUCCCACCAUCCCCCAGCCCUGGGAGCUCCGAGUGUCAGAAGAUGCACUAUUGGGCUCAGAGAUUGCGCAGGUAACAGGGAAUGAUGUGGACUCCGGACCAGUGCUGUGGUAUGUGCUGAGCCCAUCUGGGCCCCAGGAUCCCUUUAGUAUUGGCCGUUACGGAGGCCGUGUCUCCCUCAUGGGUCCCCUGGACUUUGAGCAAUGUGAUCACUACCACCUGCAGCUGCUGGCACAUGAUGGACCUCAUGAGGGCCGUGCCAACCUCACGGUGCUUGUGGAGGAUGUCAAUGACAAUGCACCUACCUUCUCCCAGAGCCUCUACCAGGUCAUGCUGCUUGAGCACACUCCCCCAGGCAGUGCCAUUCUCUCUGUUUCUGCCACUGACCGGGACUCCGGUGCCAACGGUCACGUCUCCUACCACCUAGCUUCACCUGCUGAAGGCUUCAGUGUUGACCCCAACAAUGGAACUUUGUUCACAACUGUGGGAACAGUGGCCUUUGGCGGUGAGGGGCCAGGAGUGGUGGAUGUGGUGCUGGAAGCACGGGACCAUGGGGUUCCAGGCCGGGCAGCACGGGCCACAGUGCACGUGCAGCUGCAGGACCAGAAUGACCACUCCCCAAGCUUCACAUUGCCACACUACCGUGUGGCCGUGAGUGAAGAUCUGCCUCCUGGGUCCACCCUGCUCACCCUGGAGGCCACAGAUGCUGACGGAAGCCGCACCCAUGCCACCGUGGACUACAGCAUCAUCAGUGGCAACCGCGGCCGGGUCUUCCAACUAGAACCCCGGCUGGCUGAAGUUGGAGAGGGUGUUGGACCAGGUCCCCAGGCACUGGGCUGCCUGAUGUUGCUUGAGCCUCUAGACUUUGAAAGCCUGACGCAAUAUAAUCUAACUGUGAUUGCAGCUGACCGGGGCCAGCCACCCCGCAGUUCAGCUGUGCCAGUCACUGUCACUGUACUAGAUGUCAAUGACAACCCACCUGUCUUUACCCAAGCAUCCUACCGUGUGACAGUACCUGAGGACAUGCCAGUUGGAGCUGAGCUGCUGCAUGUGGAGGCCUCUGAUGCUGACCCUGGCCCUCAUGGCCUUGUGCAUUUCACCCUUAGCUCAGGUGACCCGCUGGGGCUCUUUGAGCUGGAUGAGAGCUCUGGUGCCUUGCGACUGGCCCACCCCUUGGACUGUGAGACCCAAGCUCGACACCAGCUUGUAGUGCAGGCUACUGACCCUGCUGGGACACAUUUUGCUUUGGCUCCAGUGACAGUUGAGGUCCAGGAUGUGAAUGACCAUGGUCCAGCCUUCCCACUGAACUUACUCAGCACCAGCCUGGCAGAGAACCAGCCUCCAGGAACUCUUGUGACCACUCUGCAUGCAAUUGAUGGGGAUGCUGGGGCUUUUGGGAGGCUCCGCUACAGCCUGUUGGAGGCUGGGCCAGGGCCUGAGGGUCGUGAGGCAUUUGCACUGAACAGCUCAACUGGGGAGUUGCGGGCACGAGUGCCUUUUGACUAUGAGCACACGGGAAGCUUCCGCCUGCUGGUUGGUGCUGCUGACGCUGGGAAUCUCUCAGCCUCUGUCACUGUGUCAGUCCUGGUGACUGGAGAGGAUGAGUAUGACCCUGUGUUCCUGGCUCCAGCUUUCCACUUCCAAGUGCCAGAAGGUGCCCAGCGUGGCCACAGCUUGGGUCAUGUGCAGGCCACAGAUGAGGAUGGGGGUGCUGAUGGCCUGGUGCUCUAUUCCCUUGCCACCUCUUCCCCUUAUUUCGGUAUCAACCAGACUACAGGUGUCCUGUACCUUCGGGUGGACAGUCGGGCACCAGGUAGUGGAACAGCCACUUCAGGAGGUGGGGGCCGGACCCGGCGUGAGGCACCACGGGAGCUGAGAUUGGAGGUAGUAGCUCGGGGACCUCUGCCUGGUUCCCGGAGUGCCACAGUGCCUGUGACCGUGGAUAUCACCCAUACUGCCCUGGGCUUGGCACCUGACCUCAACCUGCUGUUGGUGGGGGCUGUGGCUGCCUCCUUGGGAGUUGUAGUGGUGCUUGCACUAGCAGCCCUGGUGCUAGGGCUGGUUCGAGCUCGUAACCGCAAGGCCGAGGCAGCCCCUGGCCCAAUGUCACAGGCAGCACCCCUAGCCAGCGGCUCCCUGCAGAAACUGGGCCAGGAGCCACCCAGUCCACCACCUUCAGAGCAUCUGUAUCACCAGACUCUCCCCAGCUAUGGUGGGCCAGGAGCCGGAGGGCCCUAUCCCCGUGGUGGCUCCCUGGACCCGUCACACUCAAGCGGCCGCGGCUCAGCAGAGGCUGCAGAGGAUGAUGAGAUUCGUAUGAUCAACGAGUUCCCUCGUGUGGCCAGCGUGGCCUCCUCCCUGGCAGCCCGUGGCCCUGACUCAGGCAUCCAGCAAGAUGCAGAUGGACUGAGUGACACAUCCUGUGAGCCACCUGCGCCUGACACGUGGUAUAAGGGCCGAAAGGCAGGGCUGCUGCUGCCAGGUGCAGGAACCACUCUGUACCGAGAGGAGGGACCCACAGCCACCGCCACAGCCUUCCUGGGGGGCUGUGGCCUAAGCCCUGCACCCACUGGGGACUAUGGCUUCCCAGCAGACGGCAAGCCCUGUGUGGCAGGUGCGCUGACAGCCAUUGUGGCUGGUGAGGAGGAGCUCCGUGGCAGCUAUAACUGGGACUACCUGCUGAGCUGGUGCCCGCAGUUCCAGCCACUGGCCAGUGUCUUCACAGAGAUCGCUCGGCUCAAGGAUGAAGCUCGGCCAUGUCCCCCUGCUCCCCGAAUCGACCCACCACCCCUCAUCACUGCUGUGGCCCACCCAGGAGCCAAGUCUGUGCCCCCCAAGCCUGCAAGCACAGCUGCCGCCCGGGCCAUCUUCCCACCGACCUCUCACCGCUCCCCCAUCAGCCAUGAAGGCUCCCUGUCCUCUGCUGCCAUGUCCCCCAGCUUCUCCCCCUCGCUGUCUCCUUUGGCUGCUCGCUCACCCGUUGUCUCGCCGUUUGGGGUGGCCCAGGGCCCCUCAGCCUCGGCCCUCAGUGCAGAGUCUGGCCUGGAGCCACCUGAUGACACAGAGCUGCACAUCUAGCUGCGGCCCAGGCUGGGCCCCGACCUGGGAUGCGCACAGCGUCCCCAAUGCAGGCCCCACCCUGAGCCUGCCCUGGGCAGCCUCGGACCAUGACUGGCCAUGGGGAGGCCACCACCAAGUCCCAACUCUCCACCCCAAACUCCUCCCGUGGGGGCAGGUCCCACAUUUCCCCCCAACCCCUCAGAGAACUGGGACCAGAGGGUCUGUUGGUCCCUGACCUGUGGCCAGGUCCAGUGUGGGGCGAAGUAUGAAGGAGGCCGCAGCCCUGGGCUCUCGGCAAGGACUUCCUGCCUGCACCAGCAACCUGAGACGGAGCAGAGACUUUAUUUAUUGGGGGGUAGGGGAAUGAGGGAGGUAUCUCCAAACUGUUAGGGCCCAGCUCCUUUGGGUUCCACUGACAUCCCUACCCCUGCCCAGAACAAGUGCCAAUUCUCACUCUGGAGCCUUAAUAAACUGCAGUUUGUAUCCA